This is a messenger RNA of Sorghum bicolor (sorghum), 3468 nucleotides long. Its product is annotated as probable aminodeoxychorismate synthase, chloroplastic. The transcript is spliced from 13 exons. The record is from RefSeq and is a predicted model, not a curated record. Lineage: Eukaryota; Viridiplantae; Streptophyta; Magnoliopsida; Poales; Poaceae. Gene Ontology annotation, biological process: L-tryptophan biosynthetic process; folic acid-containing compound biosynthetic process. Bases 238 to 2913 code for a protein of 891 amino acids.
UUGGUGGUGGUGGAGGAGUUGGAGACGGCGACGGCAGUGGCACACCCGCCGAGACGAUGAGGAAGACGGCGGCAGAAAAGCGUACUACUCCGAUUUGACCAUUAAAAAAACUGAUGAAGCGCGCUCCAGAGUCCAGACGAACCACGGCCCCAGAAAAAAAAGAGGCGCCUUUCCUUUUCCUUUCUCUCUUUCUUCCACCCACCCGGAUCCUGCGCGCGCGCCGCCAGGCCCGCCGCGAUGGCCGCACUCCGCCUCCCCGCCCAGCCGGCGGCGAGGUUGUCCCACCUUCCAACCCCAGUGUCCGCCUCCGCCGCCGCGCGUCGGGUCUCGCCCCCUCGCCAUCUCGUGGUGCGGCGGGCCAAGGGGGAGGACACGCCGGAGCCGCCGGUGAGGACGCUGCUGAUCGACAACUACGACAGCUACACCUACAACAUCUUCCAGGAGCUGUCGGUCGUCAACGGCGUGCCGCCGGUGGUCGUGCGCAACGACGAGUGGACGUGGAGGGACGUCUUCAACCGGGUGUACAAGGACCGGGCCUUCGACAACAUCGUCAUCUCGCCUGGCCCUGGAUCUCCGGCUUGCCCCGCCGACAUAGGUGUAUGUCUACGCAUACUUUUGGAGUGUGGAGAUGUACCCAUAUUGGGUGUCUGCCUUGGACAUCAGGCCCUGGGAUUUGUACAUGGUGCUAAGAUUGUUCAUGCUCCAGAAGCUAUACACGGGCGACUCAGUGAAAUUGAGCAUGAUGGAUCCUACCUCUUUAAUUGUGUCCCGUCAGGUAGAAAUUCUGGCUUCAAGGUAGUGAGGUAUCAUUCACUUGUAAUAGAAUCUGGUUCUCUGCCUGAUGAUCUUUCAUCUAUAGCGUGGACUGCUUCUCGAAAUUUGCUUUCUUACCUUGAAAGUGAUCGAAGCAAUGUUGGUACCUUCUUGGGAUCAUUGGACAACAACUUCAUCACAAACCCUCUAGAGUACAAUAACAAUAGUGGGGAACUAUCCAAUAUAGGACAUGCUAGUGAGUCAGAUGAUGGCAGAGUUAUCAUGGGCAUCAGGCACUCUAGCAGGCCUCAUUUUGGAGUGCAGUUUCACCCAGAGAGCGUUGCUACUCAUCAUGGAAGACAGAUUUUCCGAAACUUUAAGAAGAUGACAGGAGAUUUUGGAUUGUGCUCGUCAUGGCUCCAGGAAAGAAAGGUUCACAGUAUUGUAGAGACUCCUGUUGUUCUGCAGGUCAAUUCUGCAAGACAUCGUGAUUCUAUCCCUAAGGACUUGUUGCGUACUAAAAGAAUGGAGCUUUCAGAGCCUGUUGGGUCUUGUGUACUUGGAAAGAGAGGCACUGGGAAAAAGUGUUUACGAUUACGAUGGAAGAAGAUUGAAAAUUUCCUCUGUCCCACAGUUGGCUCUGAAGACAUAUUUGCGGUGCUUUUUGGCCAUCAAAGUGGUGAAGACACGUUUUGGUUGGAUAGCUCAUCAGUCGACCAGAAUAGAGCACGUUUUUCAUUCAUGGGUGGCAAAGGUGGGUCCCUGUGGAAGCAAAUGACAUUCCACUUAUCUGGUCAAAGAGCCAAUUGUGGAGGAACGCUUAUUACCCAAGAUGCUUAUGGAUAUACUGCUAAAAACUUCAUCAAAGAGGGCUUCUUGGAGUUCCUUAACAAGGAGAUCGAGUCCAUUCAAUACAACGAGAAGGAUUAUGAAGGGCUGCCCUUUGAAUUCCAUGGUGGCUUCGUUGGAUAUCUGGGGUAUGGUCUUAAAGUGGAGUGUGAUGCAUCAUCCAACAAUGCCAAAUCAAGUACUCCUGAUGCAUGCUUCGUCUUUGCUGAUAACACUGUGGUGGUUGAUCACAGUAAUGGUGAUGUGUAUAUUUUGUCACUGCAUGAUGAAUUUUAUUCUAGUAAUGGAGAUGGGAUAUGCAAAAAUUCAACACAUACUUCAUGGUUAGUUGAGACUGAGAAGAAGCUUCUCAGGUUGGGUGGUAUGCCCCCAGGAUCACCAAUUAAUGGGAAGGCAUAUGCUAGAUCAUCCAGUGUGCAUAAGCAGAGUUUUGUUGUCGAGAAAUCAAAGGAUCAGUAUAUUAGAGAGGUUCAGAGUUGCUUGGACUAUAUCAGGGAUGGAGAAAGCUAUGAGUUGUGCUUAACUACUCAGAUGAAGAGAAGAGUAGACUAUAUAAAUGCGCUCCAACUCUACCUUAAACUGAGAAAACAAAAUCCAGCGCCUUAUGCAGCCUGGCUUAACUUCUCCUCAGAAAACUUGAGCAUAUGUUGCUCUUCUCCAGAAAGGUUUCUACGACUAGACCGAGGCGGAGUUCUAGAAGCAAAACCAAUCAAAGGUACUAUAGCACGUGGCAGAACACCAGAGGAAGAUGAAUGCUUACGUUUGCAGUUGAAAUACAGUGAAAAGGAUCAGGCUGAGAACUUGAUGAUUGUUGAUCUCCUAAGAAAUGAUCUUGGAAAGGUUUGUGAACCAGGGAGUGUGCAUGUCCCUUGUCUCAUGGAUGUAGAAUCAUAUAAAACUGUCCACACCAUGGUGAGUACCGUCCGUGGAACAAAGAAGUCAAAUCUAAGCCCUGUUGAUUGUGUGAAAGCAGCCUUUCCAGGUGGUUCAAUGACUGGGGCCCCGAAAGUUAGAUCAAUGGAGAUCCUUGAUUCACUUGAAACUAGUCCAAGAGGUGUGUACUCAGGAUCCAUUGGGUUCUUUUCGUAUAACCACACAUUCGAUCUGAACAUUGUGAUUCGAACGGUUGUCCUGCAUGAUGGAGAAGCCUCGGUAGGGGCAGGUGGGGCGAUCGUAGCACUGUCAAACCCAGAAGCAGAAUACAACGAAAUGUUGCUUAAAGCAAAAGCACCAACAAAGGUGGUUGAGGAUUUCAUUCAAACAGUUUACAGCUCAGAUCGAUCAGAUUCGAUGCAGACAACCUUAAGCUAGAUCAGAUAGGCAAAGGCUCAUUGUUUAUUGAAACACAGAAGGCAUUACAAUGGACUUCAGCAAACAACCAUGUAUAUGAGAUUUGAUCUGAGUGAUUGGUGCAUGCUAAUGAACAUUGGCAGUGGGGUGAGGGCAUAUCUUGGCAAACACAUGAACAUUCAAAAUUCCAAUCCCUUUGCCAAAAGGAAAUAAAAGAGAUGUGAAGAGGAUGUUGAAGUCAGUCGGAUUCAUGGUGUUGGCAUAUACAGUUUGGUGACAUGGUGUCAUCUAUACACUAAUGAAGCUACAAAAGGAAACCAUACCAGCUUACGUAUACAGCAGUCUGUGUGUGGCAUAAGUUACCCCUGAAGAAUGCACACAUGUUUUUUUUUUCCAUGAUGCAUUUCCCCUUUCCCGGGAGUUGCAUUCUGUAACUAAAUCUACGAAAACAACAGUUUGUGUGUGGCAGAAGUGAAAGAAAUUGAUACAGUUGUGUUGUACGGUUGUACCAAUUAUUCCUGAAAUAUUCUUUGACGUUAUAAGUGUAUCCUUGUUGAGGGCGAAUUUCACGUUUCA